CUGGUACAUUUCUGUACAUUUCUGUGCUGGGGCUGGUCAGCUACAUUAUCCUGAAAUCCCUCUCCCUUCCCCUGCCCUCUCUCUCCCUGGUUCCAGCCCUGACCCAGGCAGCAGAGUCCAUUUGGGAGCCUGGAAGACAAAGCCUUGUAGGGUCUGUGGCAAUCACCGCCGCCCUGCGUCAGGCCCGCCCCUGAGCCCCGGCUGGCCCCACCCCCCCACCUCAGCCUUUCUGGUCUUUCCCACCCUCCGUCUCCUAUGCCUCUGAAUCCUGGGAACCUAAACCAGAGUCCAGGAGGCCCCAAGAGCGAACCUCUUCUGUGACCGGAGAAUAUACUUCUUCACUCCGGUUCAACCCUCUGUCCCUCCGUUCACAAGACCAUGAACCAGAAGACAACCCUGGUCCUCCUCGCUCUGGCGGUCAUCACCAUCUUUUCAUUGGUGUGCGUCUUGCUGGCUGGCAGGGGGGGAGAUGGGGGUGAACCCAGCGUGCCUCCUCGCUGCCCGUCCAUAUCCCCCAGUGCCCAGCACUGGACACACCCUGGCCAGAGCCAGCUGUUUGCAGACCUGAGCCCAGAGGAGCUGACGGCUGUGGUGAGCUUUCUGACCCAGCAGCUGGGGCCAGGCCUGGUGGAUGCAGCCCAGGCCCGCCCCUCGGACAACUGCAUCUUCUCGGUGGAGCUGCAACUGCCCCCCAAGGCAGCAGCCCUGGCCCACCUGGACAGGGGGAGCCCCCCACCUGCCCGGGAGGCCCUGGCCAUCAUCUUCUUUGGCGGACAACCCCAGCCCAACGUGAGUGAGCUGGUGGUGGGACCACUGCCCCACCCUUCCUACCUUCGGGAUGUGACCGUGGAGCGUCACGGGGGCCCCCUGCCCUACCACCGGCGCCCCGUGCUAUUCCGAGAGUACCUGGACAUAGACCACGUGAUCUUCAACAGAGAGCUGCCCCAGGCUGCUGGUCUCCUCCACCACUGCUGCUUCUACAGACGCCAAGGAGGGAACCUGGUGACGAUGACCACGGCCCCCCGGGGUUUGCAGUCAGGGGACCGAGCUACCUGGUUUGGCCUCUACUACAACAUCUCAGGCGCUGGGUUUUACCUGCAUCCCAUAGGGUUGGAGCUGCUGGUAGACCACAAGGCCCUGGACCCUGCCCGCUGGACCAUCCAGAAGGUGUUCUUCCAAGGCCGCUACUACAAGAGCCUGGCUCAGCUGGAGGAGCAGUUUGAGGCUGGCCUGGUGAACAUGGUGCCGAUCCCAGACAAUGGCACGGGUGGGUCCUGGUCCCUGAAGUCCCAGGCGUCCCCAGGUCCGGCUCCCCCUCUGCAGUUCCAUCCCCAGGGCCCCCGCUUCAGUGUCCAGGGGAGUCUAGUGUCCUCCUCCUUGUGGACUUUCUUUUUCGGCCUCGGAGCUUACAGUGGCCCAAGGGUCUUUGACAUCCGCUUCCAGGGAGAACGGCUAGCUUACGAGAUCAGCCUCCAGGAGGCCUUGGCCGUCUACGGUGGAAACUCUCCCGCAGCAAUGCUGACCCGCUACAUCGACGGCAGCUUCGGCAUGGGCAAGUACUCCACGCCCCUGACCCGUGGGGUGGACUGCCCCUACCUGGCCACCUACGUGGACUGGCACUUCCUUCUGGAGUCCCAAGCCCCCAGGACAGUACGAGAUGCCUUUUGUGUGUUUGAACAGAACCAGGGUCUCCCCCUGAGGCGACACCACUCGGAUAUCCACUCCCAUUAUUUUGGGGGCCUCACGGAGACAGUGCUGGUCUUCAGAUCCGUGUCCACCUUGCUCAAUUACGACUACGUGUGGGACAUGGUCUUCCACCCCAACGGAGCCAUAGAGGUCCAGUUCCAUGCCACUGGCUACAUCAGCUCAGCCUUCCUCUUUGGUGCUGGCCGGAGCUACGGGAACCAGGUCCGGGAGCACACACUGGGCACCGCCCACACCCACAGUGCCCACUUCAAGGUGGAUCUGGAUGUAGGAGGACUGGAGAACUGGGUAUGGGCUGAGGACAUGGUCUUUGUCCCCGUGAUGGUGCCCUGGAGCCCAGAGCACCAGCUGCAGAGGCUGCAGGUGACCCGCAAGCUGCUGGAGACAGAGGAGCAGGCCGCCUUCCCCCUGGGAGGUGCCUCCCCUCGCUACCUGUACCUGGCCAGCAACCAGAGCAACAAGUGGGGUCACCCGCGGGGCUACCGCAUCCAGAUCCGCAGUUUUGCUGGGGAGCCGCUGCCCCAGAACAGCUCCAUGGAGAGAGCCAUCAGCUGGGGCAGGUACCAGCUGGCCGUGACCCAGCGGAAGGAGGAGGAGCCCAGCAGCAGCAGCAUCUUCAAUCAGAAUGACCCUUGGGUCCCCACCGUGGACUUCUCGGACUUCAUCGACAACGAGACCAUUGUUGGAAAGGACCUGGUGGCCUGGGUGACAGCCGGUUUCCUGCACAUCCCACAUGCAGAGGACGUUCCCAACACGGUGACUGUGGGGAACGGUGUGGGCUUCUUCCUCCGGCCCUACAACUUCUUUGACCAGGACCCCUCCCUCCAUUCUGCCGACUCCAUCUAUUUCCGGGGGGACCAGGACACUGGGGACUGUGAGGUCAACCCCCUGGCUUGCCUCCCCAAGGCUGCUGGCUGCACCCCUGACCUCCCUGCCUUCUCUCAUGGGGGCUUCUCUCACAGCUAGGUGGACCCCAGGAUGGGGAUCGUGUCCAGGGGCCCCGGGGCCAGGGUCCGUGCAAGCGGUGGGCACUGGGUUGGGCAGACUGGUGCCCUCUUCUCCCUCCUCAACCCCUGAGUUUCCUUCCUGCCCCUCCCCUAAGGUCACCUCCUGUCAUCACCCUCCCUCUCUUCCUCUCUCUGCUGGAAGCAUCCUGAGCCCAUGAUGCUGGCCGUGGGGGAAAGCAGGAGAGACGCAGCUUUGCUGCCACAGGACCUGCUGGGUGUCUGUCCCAGAGAGGAAAUGAAUGGCCAGCCAGGAGCCUGGAGUGAUAGCCAAGCUUUUCCCCAGAAGACCCUCUUUUUUCCUUUCUGGCUUUCCCAGAUAUUUCUAGGCUGUCUCCAGGUCCCUCCUGGCCUCCCCAGUCCCCGCCUUGGGCGAUGGAGACAGGUCUCUGCAGUGGGGGCGGUGUGCGAUGUGUGGACGAGCUGCAAGGGGCUCCUUCGCCCGUGUUCCCUCCUGUGCAAGUUCCCCUCCGGCCUUCCCUCUUCCUCUCGGCCACCACAACCUCCUCCCAUUCUUACUCUUUUAUCCUGGGAUUUUCCUCCCUGGCAUGCAAAUGAGCUAGGGGUUAGUCCCCGGGGAGUUUGGAUUGGGGGCGGAUAUACAAAUAGCCAAACCCCGAGAGAGUUUGCAAAAGACAGAAACGUCUCCCUCCCUGGAGGACUGGUUAAGUACAUUUUGUUACAGUCUUACGAUGUAGUAUUAUGCAGCUAUAAAUAUGUUUAUAUCUUUUUUGUGUAAUAAUAGGAAAUAAUCUUCCAAUGAAAAGGCAAGAUGCAGAAGUAUGCGUGAUACACUUUCCAUUUGUGGUUUAGGAGAGAGGAAAAUAUAAAUAUAGAUUUGCUUAUAAAUGUGUAUUCAGAAGAAAUGAGUAACACUGGUUGCUUCUGGAGAGGGAACUGGGAGGUUGGGGGCUGGGGAGGGAGGGGAUUUGGCACUGUACGCCGUUGUGUACAUUUUGAAUUUUGAACCAUGUGACUGUAUUACCCAUUCAAAUUAAAUAAUAAAUGGGCCUAAACAGGA
Messenger RNA from Phyllostomus hastatus (greater spear-nosed bat), 3729 nucleotides. It is a transcript of the gene AOC3, whose product is annotated as amine oxidase copper containing 3. The transcript is spliced from 4 exons. Lineage: Eukaryota; Metazoa; Chordata; Mammalia; Chiroptera; Phyllostomidae. Gene Ontology annotation, molecular function: quinone binding; copper ion binding; primary methylamine oxidase activity. Gene Ontology annotation, cellular component: endoplasmic reticulum; Golgi apparatus; early endosome. Bases 379 to 2670 code for a protein of 763 amino acids. Gene Ontology annotation, biological process: response to antibiotic; amine metabolic process. The record is from RefSeq and is a predicted model, not a curated record.